Messenger RNA from Acaulospora morrowiae, 321 nucleotides. The record is from the annotation of a GenBank genome assembly. NCBI's taxonomy places the organism in Eukaryota, Fungi, Glomeromycota, Glomeromycetes, Diversisporales, Acaulosporaceae.
AUGGACGACCUUGGUCAAGGUGACCCUUAUGCGCAAGUUUGGUUGGAUAAACGCGAGCACAAAUUUCAAACAGAAGCAAGAAGUGGAACUUCUACGCCCGUUUGGGACAGAAUUUUUCACUAUAAUGUAAACGGCCAAUCCGAACUUCAUAUUAAAAUUUUGGACUCCGAUGUUUUUACCGAUGAUGAGAUUGGUUGUGCCGUAGUACCUCUCGAAGAAAUUUACCGAAGUUAUUAUACCGAUUUUUGGGUUAAAUUGCCAGAUCAUUUAGGUCGAAGUAAUGGGGAAAUUCGUUUGGUUUUGGAAUUUAUUCCAUGUUAA